ACAAAAGGGUUAAAAGAGAAAAGAAGCUGCAAAAAAAAAAAGUGCUUGGCUGAAUGGUCCCAAUUAAAAUUAAAGUUACCGAAACGAUCUGCCAAAAACAGGCUUUGAGAAAGACAUUGUAACAAAAUAAAAAAAAAGAACUUGCAGCCGAUCAAAAUAAACAGCUUCAUGUUAGGGAGGUGUUGCAUGAACAGGCAGAUAACUGUUUAUCACUGUUCAUCUUUAAGGAAUUCCUCUCUCCCUCUCCCUCUCUCUCUUUCUCUUUCUUUUUUUUUUUUUUUGAACCUUGAUUUAUGAAUUACUGGUUAGAAAACACGAAAAUAUUUGUUCGCCACAAAAAGAACCUAUCAUGGGUUGCUGUUACAAUGACAGCCGUAUUCCUUUAUAGGACGUAUCGAAAAGUAUCUCGGCCCCCUAGACAAUUAAGACAUAUUCCAUUUUUAAAUUACUUUCAAAUGAUGAAUGUCUUGUUGCGACGUGAACCUAUCUCUCAAUACAGUCGAAGACUUGUAGAGCCAAUAUUGUCUAAAGCACAAGGUUUAUAUACUCGACCAACGAGAUUGGGAUGGACUGUUUAUAUUACAAACCCUCAAAUCAUCAAAUCAAUUUUACUCAAACAAAAUCAAUUUCCAAAAGCAGAUGUGUUUAUAUCAGGUGGAGAAGGUAGUCUGCCAAACAAAUUUAUAGUGGGUCCAAACAUGGUUUUUUUAGAAAAUCAAGAUUGGAAAAGGCAUCGAAAAAUUGCCAAUCCAGCAUUUCAACAAGUGAUACCCCACAAAGUGUUUGGGAGACUAACUAUCCAGAUGUUCGGAGUCAUUGACCAGAGCAUUGAAAUGCGAACAAGUAUAGAAAUAGGAGAUGUUUUAAAGCGUUUGACAUUAAAUGCAUUAACGUUGGCAGGAUUUGGAUUUGAUAUCAAUGCAUUGAAUGACCCAAGUAACGAAUGGUUAAGAACAUAUGAGAAUAUCAUUGUGGGUAUGCAGGAUCCGGUCUAUUUCUUUUUCCCGGUCUUGGAACGUCACUUUUUAAACUUUUUGCCCAAGCGAAAACUCAUCCAUCGAGAUUGUGAUCGUUUUCUAAAGCUCAUGGAUGAUAUGAUUGAAGAAAAAAGAAGGAUAGUGAAUGAAGAUGAAGGUAUAGUUGUUGCUGAAAAGAAAGAGGAUUUAUCUGAAAAAGACAUCUUGACUUUGCUCUUGGAAAACGAGAAAAAUGAAAACGAUAACAACACAUUCAUGACAAACGAAGAAUUAAAGAGCAACUUGUGUCUGUUUUUCUCGGCAGGUCAUGACUCUACAACGGGUGCAUUGUCAUUUGCGUUGUAUCAUAUGGCUGUGAACCCCGACAUACAACUGAAAGCCAGAGCAGACGUAGUAAACGUGCUAGGAAAUUCAAAAUCAGAUGUGCUUCCUACCAGCGCACAAACCAAAGAGAUGAAGUAUUUAAACAUGGUGAUCAAAGAGACAUUAAGAAUCCAACCUUCCGUUCCUGUUGCAUCUGCAAGAAAAGCAAGAGAGGACUGUACUUUGGGCGAUGUGUUUAUCCCAAAGGACACAGUACUUUUGAUUGAUAUUUACAAUACGCAUCGAAAUCCAAUUACUUGGGACGAACCUCACAAAUUCAACCCAGAUAGAUUUAGGCCAGGAGGUGAAGCGGAACAAAAAAUUUCGGGUGAGUUUGGAAACCCAUGGAUUCCGUUUGGUAAUGGAGCAAGACAGUGUAUAGGCAUGCAAUUUAGUUUAGAGGAGCAAAAAGUGGUACUUUCAAUGCUACUUCGAAAAUACACCUGGUCUUUACCAAAGGACUCCAUCCAUGAAGACGAAGUGAUUACCAAAGGCAUCUUUUUUGUUGUGGCCAAAGACCUUCAAUUGAAUUUCAAAUCCAGAUAUUAAAAAUCGUAUACUUUUUCA
Mucor mucedo is the source of this 1907-nucleotide messenger RNA. RefSeq names its product cytochrome P450. Bases 294 to 1889 code for a protein of 531 amino acids. Gene Ontology annotation, molecular function: iron ion binding; oxidoreductase activity, acting on paired donors, with incorporation or reduction of molecular oxygen; heme binding. The transcript has 9 exons. The record is from RefSeq and is a predicted model, not a curated record. NCBI's taxonomy places the organism in Eukaryota, Fungi, Mucoromycota, Mucoromycetes, Mucorales, Mucoraceae.